AUGGUAUCCCACUUUUCACCCGACCUGUACUCUGAAGAAGCCGUCAUCGCCACCAGCGUUUUGUCAUCGUCCUCCUCCACCGCGACCAUGAAACCCCCAGCGGACGAUCUCCUCUCCCAAGUCGGCCACCUCUUAAUCCUCCUCCACGGCCACAUCCUCCCCAGGAUCCUCUUGGCCUACAUACUGAUCUACUCGGUCUUUAUCUUGAUCAAGUACCGUCACACGUCCAUCUCGGCCACACCUCGAUCCGAUCUCCCAGGUCCCAAGGGCCACCCCUUGAUCGGAAACACGAUCGAGAUGGCUCAACGCCCACCGGGUUCCACCCAUCAGCGCCAGAUGGGUUUCCAUAAACAGUACGGCAAAGUUUUUUCGCUGACUGUCUUGGGACUCGGUCGAGUCAUCCAUGUCCGCGAACCCCAGGUGGUUGACCAUAUCUUGAGGGUUAACUUUUGGGCGUACGAGAAAGGUGGUUUUUUUCGUGAGACACUCCGCCCCAUCUUUGGCGAUGGCAUCUUUAGCGCCGAUGGUCAGCAUUGGCGCUGGCAACGCAAGGCUGCGAGCAAGAUCUUCAACGUAAACUGGUAUCGAACCUACACCAGCACCGUCUUCCGCCAAGAGUCCCAGCUGGUCAUCAACUACUUCAACAAGAUCACCGACACGUCCUUGACCUCAAUGGCCAAGUCGUCUGCUGCUGCUCACGAGUCGUCAACACCAACAGGCCCUCAUGUCGAUAUCUCUGUUCCAAUCUCGCCAGUGACUCCCCUCCGAGAAGAUCGCGCUCUACUCGACCCUGCCAGCAAGGUCAUCGAUCUCCAGAGCAUAUUCUAUCUGUUUACCCUUGACUCGUUUGGUCGAAUUGGAUUCGGAGAAUCCUUUGGCUGCCUGAUCGACCCCGAGAAGGAGGUCCCCUUUGCCGGAGCUUUUGACCGUCUCACCGCCAACCUUUCCCUUCGUUUUAAUUGGCCUUUUUGGAGAUUAACCGACUGGUGGACGGGUAAUGACAAGAAGGUCGCCGCGGAUACCAAGAUCAUCUAUGAUUUCGCUUACAAUAUCAUCCAUCGGCGACGCGCUCUUGAAGAGAAGACGGGUGUUGAGGGGGGUGGAGUUGUGCAUGAUAUGAAUGAAGGUGGAUUUGGUGAGGCAGGUGCAAAGAGGCCGGGGGUUUUGAGUAAUAGCGGCAAGGAUUUGAUGCAGCUGUUUAUGGAGGCUACUGAUGAGAAGGGUGAGCGGUUGACGGAUGAGAGUCUCAAGGACACGCUCGUCAACUUUCUCCUGGCUGGAAGAGAUACGACAGCACAGGCGCUGUCAUGGAUGUUUUACCUAAUCCACCGCUCCCAAACGAGCAAAGAAGUCCUCAUAAAACUCCGCGAAGAAAUCGAUACCGUCCUUCAAGGCGGGUCCCCGACCUACGAGGCCGUCCAGGCUCAAAAGUACACCAAGGCCUGUUUCUUUGAAACCCUACGUCUCUACCCAAGUGUACCCCAGAACAUUCGUUGUGUCCUUGAGGACGACACCCUCCCUGGAGGGAUCAAAGUUUACAAGGGUGAAAAGGUUACGUGGGGGAUUUGGGGGAUGGGUCGAGAUACGGAUAUCUGGGGGCCGGACGCGGAAGAGUUCCGACCGGAGAGAUGGUUGCAGGGGGAUAAGUUUCCUUCUACCAAGUUUGUCUCCUUCCACCUCGGUCCUCGCACUUGUUUGGGCCAGCAGUUCGCAUACAUCCAAGCUAUCACGGUAACAUCGAUGCUGCUCCAAAAAUUUGAAUUCGAGCUAGUAGACCCUCACAACGAGCCUGUCUAUGGAACUUCCCUGACACUGCCCAUGGCCGACGGUCUCCCUGUCCGUAUCACCCGCCGUCGCGAUGACCCCUUCAGUCGUGAGGAGUGA
This is a messenger RNA of Linnemannia hyalina, 1884 nucleotides long. The record is from the annotation of a GenBank genome assembly. NCBI's taxonomy places the organism in Eukaryota, Fungi, Mortierellomycota, Mortierellomycetes, Mortierellales, Mortierellaceae.